AUGAUACGAGCUUACAAUCCUCGCGACAACAAUAGAAGAAAUAACUAUCGAAACGAUGUCAACAGAAGAGGUGGAAGUCCAAUAAGAAGGAGAAGUCCGCCCAGAAGAGGGAGAUCUCCUCCACCACCUGUAAGACGCGAUUUUGACAGAAGAAACUUUGAUCACAGACGAAGGGAUGUGCCAGUAGUGUAAGUUUUGGUAUUUCUGUAUUUUUUUUGGGAUUAUUUUGAGGACACGUGUUCGAUAAAAUUGUCUUCGAGUUAUUCGUUUGACCUUAAUUAGUUCUGUCAAUAUAGAGGGCUAGAAAUACUGUCUAUGGAUGCAUUGUUUUUAGACGACGACCAGCCAAAAUCGAUCCAAGAAAGUAUCUUCCACCAGUCAGGAAUCCGGCAAAGUAAGUGUAAAUUAUUUUAUUAUAUUUAUUGACUUUUAGGUAUGUUGAUCCUCCGGCCAGAAGAACUCAACCAAUCAGAAUCGAAAGGAAAAGGCCCAGGAGUCCCAUUAAAAAUGGAAAUGCGCCUAAAAGGAUUCGGACCACAGAGAAGCCAAAAGUAGACGAAGAGAUCAUCAAGUUGGAGAGGAAGCUGAGGUUUGACCUUACUGACAUCUUCACUUUGUGUAUUCAUUCAGAUAAGGCUACACACGUAUGUUUUCAUUUUAUUGGCAAGGUAUACUGUUCCAUGUAGAAUAGAAAAAUGGAAAAAUUUUUCUAUUUUUUGAAUUUAUGUUUAUGUAAAAUUAAGGUGUUAUAAGGUCCGUUUGUUUAGACAGAGAGGUUGGACUUGGUCGGUAGGAAGCUGGAAGAAUUAAGAAAUGAAAUAGAUGCUAUGCCGAAAGACAAACCAGAGAACUUAGAAUUGGAAGAAGUCGAUUGUGGUAAAUUUUGUCACAUUUUUUUUUCUUACUACACAUGGCUUUAUUAACUCAUUUUAUUUUUUUAGAGGAAACAGGAUCUGGAGACGAAGAAGAAACAGAUAAAAGGUAAGGAAGCACUGACUAAUAUUAGUUACGCGUUUUAGGCAUGACGAAGAGAAGGAAGAUGAUGACUACGACGAGGCCGAUAACAUUAUCUUAGACCAAGUUGACCAACCAGAAGAAGAGGACUCCAACGACAACAAUGUCCCUAAAUCGCCGCCCGAAGAGGACAAAGGAGGUUAGACUAGUUUUUCUACAGUUUUUCUACCUGUAUAAGUCUUGUGUGAUCUACCGGUCUGUAAAGUGAUAGUUGUCGUAUGUGAGCCGUAGUCGGUUCUCUUCUACCUUGCUGUUUAUCGGCCUCAUUUGCCUACCGUUCUACCAUUUACAAUGUUUUCAGAAAGUAUGAACGACGAACCCACAGAUUAA
Messenger RNA from Bursaphelenchus okinawaensis, 1344 nucleotides. The record is from the annotation of a GenBank genome assembly. NCBI's taxonomy places the organism in Eukaryota, Metazoa, Nematoda, Chromadorea, Rhabditida, Aphelenchoididae.